This is a messenger RNA of Caenorhabditis briggsae, 333 nucleotides long. The coding region runs from base 1 to 333 and encodes 110 amino acids. The record is from RefSeq and is a predicted model, not a curated record. NCBI's taxonomy places the organism in Eukaryota, Metazoa, Nematoda, Chromadorea, Rhabditida, Rhabditidae. The transcript is spliced from 3 exons.
AUGACGCGAAAGCGACAGGCCCCUUAUCCAGAGGGGAUUCCAUACACCACACCGUCCUUUCACCCAAUCCCACACCCAACCUCACUCUCCAACAUCGUCGCCGCCGCACCAGUCGCCCCAGCCCCAAUCAAUCCGAUCGUCGCCCCAGCUCCAAUCAAUCAAGGCCCACAGCUCGUUGUCCCCGCCACGAUCUGGCAACAGAUUGUGGUAAAUCCCGCACUGACACAAUACCUCAUCAGCAUUCUGGAACCAAAUCAACACACCGAGGACAACGGAGCACUCACCAACGGAGGCCUCACGGAGAAGGAGAUCAAACAAGAGUCGCCGUUUUAA